Messenger RNA from Eubalaena glacialis (North Atlantic right whale), 2262 nucleotides. RefSeq names its product isthmin 1 (gene ISM1). NCBI's taxonomy places the organism in Eukaryota, Metazoa, Chordata, Mammalia, Artiodactyla, Balaenidae. Gene Ontology annotation, biological process: negative regulation of angiogenesis. The record is from RefSeq and is a predicted model, not a curated record. The coding region runs from base 946 to 2190 and encodes 414 amino acids. The transcript has 6 exons.
GAAGGCGGGAGCCCGAGCGGGACGCGCCGGUGCCGCUGCGGUGAUCUGAGCCCGGCACCGGACCCGGUUCUCUCUUGCAUCCGAGGCGAGGACCCCUUGCCCUCUGCUCGACCCUCGAGCCCUUCCACUCGCCGGCUGACCCCUGCAAGGCAUGAGCUGCGCGCGGGAGCCCGAGGCUUCAGCGCGGUCAUGAGGCGCUGGCGCGGGAGCGGCGGCUGUGCGACGGCAGCCCCCAGGUCCCCUCCGGGCGCGGCGCCUCCGGGAUGAGCCCCCCGACACGCGACUGCCUGAGCUGAGAUUUACCCCCAGUGCCCCACCUCCGUUCUGCGCGCCCGAGCCCGCGGGCACUCGGCCCCUGCAGCUUCCCGCCGAGACACCUGCGCACUGGACCAGACGGACGCCCAGCGAAUCGGACUCGCCUGCCUUCCCAGGCUCUACCCCGCGCCGCGGGCGCCUGAGCAGAGGCGCUCAGAGAGCGGGCGGCCCACCGUGCGGCAGCGAGUGUCAAGACCUUUCUGGAACGAAAACCUCAUACGUACGCACGCCAGCUUGAGGGAGGGGCGCACAGUCGCAGACAGACACCUGGCUGGUCCGGCACCCUCUCCGUCUCCAACACCACAACUCCCAACUCCACCUUGUCAAUAAAGGUUUCUAAACUCGUCCAGGCACCCCCCCCCCGCCCCCUACCCACAGCCCCGAGACGCAGUGCGCACAGGGCUCGGCCCUCGCCGCCCACAGAGACCUCGGCAGCGGUGGCGCACAGCCCGGCAGGCGGACGCGGACUCUGGAGGAGCGCGCAGGUCACCUCCAGACAGUGACAGCCCGCGGGUCCCGGAGCCCCCAUCCGGAGCCGGCUCACCCUAGGACUCGGCGGCGGGGCGGCGCGGCCCGCGGCCCGAAGGAGCGCAGGGAGGAGGGGAGGUGGUUCGUCGGAAUAACCUCAACAUGGAAAGUGCCUCGACAUCAGAAACCAACUCUCCUCUCUCCAAAGAAACACCAGGGGAGCAUUCGGACCACCAGGAUGCACACCAACCAUUCCCCAGACAGCAAUUCCAGCAAGAGGCUGGGCCCCCUUCAUUACAAAGAGAUGGCCCCAGAUCCUUUCUCCUUGAUCUACCAAACUUUCCAGAUCUUUCCAAAGCUGAUAUCAAUGGGCAGAAUCCAAAUAUCCAGGUCACCAUAGAGGUGGUGGACGGUCCUGACUCUGAAGCAGAUAAAGAUCAGCAUCCGGAGAAUAAGCCCAGCUGGUCAGUCCCAUCCCCCGACUGGCGGGCCUGGUGGCAGAGGUCCUUGUCCUUGGCAAGGGCCAACGGCGGGGACCAGGACUACAAGUACGACAGUACCUCAGACGACAGCAACUUCCUCAACCCCCCUGGGGGGUGGGACCGUCCGGCCCCAGGCCACCGGACUUUUGAAUCCACAGAGCAGCCAGAAUAUGAUUCCACAGACGGUGAGGGAGACUGGAGUCUCUGGUCUGUUUGCAGCGUCACCUGUGGGAACGGCAACCAGAAACGGACCAGGUCUUGUGGCUACGCGUGCACUGCAACGGAAUCUAGGACGUGUGACCGUCCAAACUGCCCAGGAAUCGAAGACACCUUCAGGACAGCUGCCACCGAAGUGAGUCUGCUUGCGGGAAGUGAAGAGUUUAAUGCCACCAAACUGUUCGAAGUUGACACGGACAGCUGUGAGCGCUGGAUGAGCUGCAAGAGCGAGUUCCUAAAGAAGUACAUGCACAAGGUGAUCAACGACCUGCCCAGCUGCCCCUGCUCCUACCCCACCGAGGUGGCCUACAGCACGGCCGACAUCUUCGACCGCAUCAAGCGCAAGGACUUCCGCUGGAAGGAUGCCAGCGGGCCCAAGGAGAAGCUGGAGAUCUACAAGCCCACGGCCCGGUACUGCAUUCGCUCCAUGCUGUCCCUGGAGAGCACCACACUGGCCGCCCAGCACUGUUGCUAUGGCGACAACAUGCAGCUCAUCACCAGGGGCAAAGGGGCGGGGACGCCCAAUCUCAUCAGCACUGAGUUCUCAGCGGAGCUCCACUACAAAGUGGACAUCCUGCCCUGGAUUAUCUGCAAGGGCGACUGGAGCAGGUAUAACGAGGCCCGGCCUCCAAACAACGGACAGAAGUGCACAGAGAGCCCCUCGGACGAAGAUUAUAUCAAGCAGUUUCAAGAGGCCAGAGAGUAUUAAAGAGACACCACCUCUGUUGUUCAUGACACAAACGCACUGCACUGAUCCGCCACCUGGCACAGAGUCCCUCUU